CUACUUCAAUCAAUAGUCAUAAAUAAACUUGGAAAAUUCCAAGUAAAAAUAAGUAACUGCACCAAAAAAUGAUGGCACACUCUUCCCAGCAAGGGUAUGCCCCAUUAUCUCAAUCAAUCAGCGACUCGGAUUCAGAAAAAGAGAUUCAAAUGGAUUCGAUGAGAUCUCUUAAACCAAUGAAUGGGAUGCACAAAAAACUCAUUAGUAAUGGUUUUACACUUCCAAACCAUACCGUGCAUAAUCUAAAAUCCAAACCACCAAUGAGUUUUGCAAGGAAAUUGAGUUUUGUAGUCUCCAUUUUGGCUUGUUUUGUUACGGUUGUGGUGUUUUUAUGGGUUCCACCAUGCACGGGGACAUGUCCUAAGCGCAUCGCAUAUUGGGACAAUAAAUGGAGAAAUUUGGAAUAUACAGGAAAAAUUAAUAUUGUUCCAAGUGCUUUCCCUUUUAUAAAUAAUUUGGUGUUGUUGUUUAGAAGAAAUGUUAUAAAAAGUAAUGAUACAUAUACAACAGAUGGAGUUAUUUCAUUAAUGGGUGAUAGCGGGAAAGUUGCUUGGUUAAUCCCACAAAAUAGCACCCCAAAAGAUUUAAAUUGUUAUUUAAUCGAUGUUAAUAAUGAUACAGUUAUGGAUUGUUUAUUAAUAGGCGAAUCGGGUAUUGAGUUGAUUAACCCUAUAUCUGGGGAGAUAUUUUAUAGAGUAAAAAAUUUGGAGAAAAAAUCCUUAAGUGGAAUCGAUGUACCAAUUGCUAUAACGGACCUAAAUAAAGAUGGAAUAAAAGAAAUGAUAACCGUAGUAAACGGAAAAAAUUACCACAAUAAAUUCAUACUAAUCAGUGGAAGAACAGGAUUUAUUUUAACCAAAAUCAUAUUCAAACAUUGCAUUAACCUGAAUUGCAUUAAAUUUGAUCAAAAUUUAAUCACUUUCUCUUGCACCAAUUCAACAGAAAUCGAAUAUUUUCAAUUAACAUUAAAAAACAUUGAGGAACGUUAUCAUAAUAAAAGUUAUGAGGUCACACCGAUUAAAAUAAGUUAUUCCCCGGUUAAAGAAAACGAAUAUAACCUAAAAAAUUUUAAACUUAUUGUUAAUAAUGUAGGGAUUUGCCCUGAAUGUCACACAAAUCUAACUCUUUAUAAUGACAAAAAUACGAGCGUUUGGAUGUUAUCACAAUCAAAUAGUUUUGUAAUGAAACCGACAACUUUUUCAUUUCAAUCAACCAAAUCAAAUUUGAUUUCAUUAAGAGGUCAUCUAAACGGAUUUAUUAUUAAAUAUUGGCAGUACACGUUAGUACAAGAAAAGAAAUACCUAAAAGAUACGCCUAAUUUGCUUCAAACUGACCAAUCUCCAAUGAACUUAAUCAAUGAAGGUGUCGUUUUAAUAACUUUUAACGAAACAGACGUGCACGUUAUUAAUGCAAGUUUGACACAAAUAGCUCAGAUGUGCUUUUUAGUUAAUAAUUCUGAAGAUGUUUGUCAACCGGCUUUAGAAAGUCAAGAAAAUUCGUUGGCGGUUAACGAUUUAGAUCAAGAUGGGUCUUUGGAAUUGAUCACUUAUGAUACCAAGUACGUUGACGUUGAUGGUAAUUGGAAAUUGUUCUCUGAAAUGAAAGUUAUUCGAUUGGAGACUGAGUUGCCAAAACUUUACAAUGCACCUAAAUGAAUUCUCUGUAUAAAUUUUAUUUUAAAUAGCUGUGAUUAAUAUUUAACGAUCAAUAUUUAUUAAACUAAGUGUGUAUCUAGUCUAAUUUAAAACGAUACAAUUUUGUGCAUAAAAAUCACUCCUUUGACUCUGUUGUUGGAGGUUAGAUUAAAACAAUUCUAGUCACUGAUGUAUUUAUUGUUUUUAAGAAAAUUUAAUAUAGAAUAUGAUUAAUGUGUGAUUCAAUAAACAAAGAUGAUUAAAUGUU
Molecule: messenger RNA, 1902 nt
Organism: Onthophagus taurus
Lineage: Eukaryota; Metazoa; Arthropoda; Insecta; Coleoptera; Scarabaeidae
Source: RefSeq, a predicted model, not a curated record